Messenger RNA from Tricharina praecox, 704 nucleotides. Its product is annotated as surfeit locus protein 5 subunit 22 of mediator complex-domain-containing protein. The record is from RefSeq and is a predicted model, not a curated record. Gene Ontology annotation, biological process: regulation of transcription by RNA polymerase II. Lineage: Eukaryota; Fungi; Ascomycota; Pezizomycetes; Pezizales; Pyronemataceae. The transcript has 3 exons. Bases 19 to 408 code for a protein of 129 amino acids. Gene Ontology annotation, molecular function: transcription coregulator activity. Gene Ontology annotation, cellular component: mediator complex.
ACAUCACGAUUCACGACGAUGAGCUACGAUCCCAACGCUGGUUACCGCGCGCUGCAAGGCCGCGUAAACGCCGACACCGAGACCCUCUUGAAGCGGUUCGAGAACAUCGCGAUGCUGGCACCGGUUGAAAACAAAGACAAAACCAUCGCGGCAGCAGAAGCGUACCAGAUCGAGACGCACGCGUCGUCGAUGAUCCGGGCGGCGGAGGACCUAGUGGCGCUGACGCGGCAGCUGAAGGAGGCGUGGUUGUUUGGGCAGCUUGGCGGCGGGUUUGAGGGCGGCACUACGGGGGCCGAUGCCGAUGCGGUGGUCGUGGGCGAGAUGCUAAGGAGGAGGGGGACGGAGAGGGUUGAUAGUGAGGUGGUAAAGGAAAAGGAGGGGGGAAGGGAGGUGGUUAUGGAAGGUUGAAUCAAGUACCAACGUGAAAUGACCGGACCGUGACGCGUGGAGUUAUUGGCCGUGUAAAGUACAUUGACGAACGGCGGCGGCGGCAUCGUUGAACACCGCACGCCGCAGAGCCCCACCCCACCAUACACCCCACCAUCCUUCCCCAUCCGCCACCACCUCCACCACCACCUCCCAUCACGCAACAAUGACCACGCCCAAACCACUCACCCUCAUCGUCGCGGCCACGGGCGCGCCCACGCUCGGCAUCGGCCGCAACGGCGCGCUGCCCUGGCGGCUAAAAUCGGAACUCUCCUACU